This is a messenger RNA of Amborella trichopoda, 660 nucleotides long. RefSeq lists its product as uncharacterized. NCBI's taxonomy places the organism in Eukaryota, Viridiplantae, Streptophyta, Magnoliopsida, Amborellales, Amborellaceae. Gene Ontology annotation, biological process: cellular oxidant detoxification. The record is from RefSeq and is a predicted model, not a curated record.
GAAGCGGCGAGCCGUUCAUUUUCCAGCGGAAUUUUAUCCAUUUUAGGCGAGUUUCGGGGUUCCAGAGUUUUUUCCGGCAUGGCUCCUGCAGCAGCUGUGCGAUUCUCCGGCAAGGGGGAGGAGGAAGGGCUCAAGAAGACGAAUGAGGAGUUGCAGAGAGAAUUGUGGGCGAGCCUAGAGAGAGAGGAGAGGAUGAGAGAGCAAUUGGAGAGGGUAAUUCGACAGCUGAGAUUGCUCGAGGACGCCGAGGAACGGCUGUGCACGCAGCUCGGGGAGGUCGAGGCCGAGGCCCUGGACCAGGCCCGAACCUACAACAUGCAGGUCCAGGCGCUCACACUCCGUCUCUCUCAGGCCGAGGCACUCCUCCAAAAGACACUUUGCAGCCAAGCUCUCUCUCUCUAACACACACUUUCACUCUCUAGCUUUAAGAUCUGUUUCUCUGUAUGUAUUUUUCUUCUCUAUCCGUUUAGGUGCUGUGGAUUCUUGAAUACUUGCUGUGCUGUAUAUUUUUGCAAGAGUUGUUUGGAUUGGCGAUGGUGGUGGUUCGAUUUUUUGCCAGGGGAAUUUUGUUUGGAUAUGACAUGUUGUAAACUGAAAGUUGUGCAGUGUUUUAGAUGGGUUUUUGAUUGAAAAAGGCUGAUUUUUAUGUUUUUGCUUCCA